AUGCUUAUCAUUAACUCUUACUUUCAACGAGCAAAAGUGGUAAUCGCUGAACAAACCGAGAAAGAUAUUGAUGAGACACGCAGCUUGUACAUCCCUGUGGCUGUCAGGACUCAGAUUCUUUUCUUCUGUACUUAUGACCUGGCCAAUAUAGAUCCUAUGUACCAGUACUCCCUGGAAUGGUUUAUCGGCAUCUUCCUCAACAGCAUAGCUAACGCUGAUGCGUCAGAUAACGUGGAAAAGCGAAUCGAUAACAUUAAUGACUUCUUCACGUUCAGUUUAUACUCGAAUGUAUGCCGCAGCUUGUUUGAAAAACACAAACUCUUAUUCUCGUUCCUGGUGUGCGUCAGAAUUCUGAUGAACGACAACAAGAUUAACAUGGACGAGUGGCGUUUCUUGUUAGCCGGUGGUUCUACCGUUCCCAAGGAGAUUGAGAACCCCGCUCAAGACUGGCUGUCCGACAGGGCCUGGUCCGAGAUACUUCGACUUCCAAUUCUUCCUAAGUUUGCAAGCUUUGCAGAGGACUUUAAGAACCACAUAGAAGGAUAUCAAAGAAUGUUUGACAGCGUUGACCCUCACCGUGAGCCGUUGCCUGAGCCAUGGAAUACAGACCUGGAUUCCUUCCAGAAGCUUUUAGUGCUCAAGUGCUUACGAGCUGACAAAGUUACCAAUGCAAUGCAGGACUUUGUGUCUGAAAAUCUUGGACAGAGGUUCAUUGAGCCACAGACUGCAGACUUGUCUCUUGUGUUCAAAGACUCCUCGCCCAGCACUCCACUAAUCUUUGUAUUGUCUGUUGGAACUGAUCCUGCCGCUGACCUUCUUCUAAUCUACAAGUCUUGUGCAGGCAAAAUUAAACCACGUCGCGCAUCUAUUCAGUGUUGCUUAGUUUAUUUGGUGUUAUUUUACGUUAUCCAGGAAGAGUUCAAGUACCUUCUCUUCUCGUUGUGUCUUUUCCACGGUGUGACGCUGGAGAGAAGGAAAUUUGGAGCGCUGGGUUUUAACAUACCAUACGAGUUCACAACUGGAGACUUGAGGAUCUGUAUCAGUCAGUUGAGCAUGUUCUUAGAGGAAUACGAAGGAGUUCCUUUCAAGGUUUUGAAGUAUACCGCUGGACACAUCAAUUACGGCGGGCGAGUGACAGAUGACUGGGAUCGGCGGUGUAUAAUGAACAUCUUGAAUGAUUACUACUCAGAAGACGUGCUCAGCGGUGAACAUAGGUUCUCUGAGUCAGGAAUUUAUCACCAGCUUCCUCUAACAUCUGAUCACGAGCAUUAUCUUCGUUACAUUCGUGGUCUGCCGAUCAACGAUACUCCGGAGAUAUUUGCUCUUCACGACAACGCCAACAUUACCUUUGCUCAGAACGAGACGUUCAGUUUGCUACAAGGAAUACUCAAGAUGCAGCCGCGCUCAUCUUCAGGCGCAGGAAGGUCACGUGAGGAGGUGAUGGAAGAGGCUGGCCGCAGCAUUCUUGAACGUGUCCCUCAACCCAUUUCCGUUUCUAUGGUAAUGGAGAAACACCCUGUGCGAUACGAAGAGUCGAUGAAUACAGUGUUAAUCCAGGAAGUGAUCCGAUACAACAAAUUACUAGUGACUGUCAGACAAACACUGAACGACCUGCUGAAGGCGCUCAAGGGUCUAGUUGUGAUGUCACAGGCUCUUGAGACAAUGGCUAACAGUCUCUAUAAUAACUCUGUACCUGAACUGUGGGCCAGUAAGGCCUACCCCUCACUAAAACCGCUGGCGUCGUGGGUCACUGAUCUGGUAGCUCGAGUUCAGUUCAUUGAAAAGUGGAUAGAACAUGGAAUACCCCCAGUUUUCUGGAUAUCAGGGUUCUUCUUUCCUCAAGGAUUUUUGACCGGAACACUUCAGAACUUUGCGAGAUCCUCGUCGAUAUCCAUCGAUGUUAUCACGUUUGACUUUGAGGUGAUGAAGAAAACCGAAGCAGACCUGACCGCUCGUCCGAGCAACGGCUGUUUCAUCCGGGGUCUUUUCCUCGAAGGUGCCCGAUGGGAUUACGACAAGCACGAACUGACCGAGUCCCGACCGAAAGAGCUGUACACGGACAUGCCGAUUAUCUGGUUGAAACCGACAGCGAACCGAGAGAAACCCGACAAGGGCAUCUAUGAUUGUCCAGUCUACAAAACGUUGACCAGAGCUGGUACCCUGUCUACAACAGGUCACUCCACAAACUUCGUUCUUCCAGUCGAGUUACCCAGCAGUCAGCCACAGAGGCAUUGGAUCAAGAGGGGCGUGGCUCUUAUGUGUGCUUUGAACUAUUAAAAUCUGCCACAAACCAGUACAUUUAGCGUUAUUCGAUGAGAUUUCCAAAACAAUAGAUACGUUAUUAGAACAUUUCUCUCCGGUAUUUGUUUCAUUUCCUUGUUUUUAAAGUUCAAAAACUUGUAUUAGAUGUUUUUAAAUGGUUUUGUAUUGGUUUACUUGUUAUAUGAUAUCUACAGGUCUGACAAUCUCAAUAGUUCUUGCCUUCAUGAAUUGUCUUUGCCCAAAGCGUUUGAUAUCUUUGUGUAAGAACGAAGAUUCUUUCUCUAUUCAAUAUCUUUCAAAGUCUAAGGUAUGUAAAUUCGUGUUUCAUAUUUUUGUACAUGAACUAUUUUUUUCUGGUUACCCUUGCGUGUUUGAGUGCAGAGUAACGUGUGUUUUGAUCAUUUCAUCGCAGAUUGCUUCCUCCAUUCAUUCUAUUUACAAGCAAAGUAUAAGUAUAACAGCAGUCAGCUUGUCAUGUAAAUAUUGUCCGUUGCACAAAGUGCUGUGUUGUAAAAUAUUACCAAAAAAUGUCAAAAAUAAAAUUUUAAACAUG
Messenger RNA from Orbicella faveolata, 2815 nucleotides. Its product is annotated as dynein axonemal heavy chain 1-like. Gene Ontology annotation, molecular function: ATP binding; minus-end-directed microtubule motor activity; dynein light intermediate chain binding. The record is from RefSeq and is a predicted model, not a curated record. Gene Ontology annotation, cellular component: dynein complex. Lineage: Eukaryota; Metazoa; Cnidaria; Anthozoa; Scleractinia; Merulinidae. Gene Ontology annotation, biological process: microtubule-based movement.